Messenger RNA from Acanthosepion pharaonis, 1005 nucleotides. The record is from the annotation of a GenBank genome assembly. Lineage: Eukaryota; Metazoa; Mollusca; Cephalopoda; Sepiida; Sepiidae.
AUGGACUCGACCGAGGACAACAAGAAGAAGACGCGCGAGUCAUUUGGCAUCUUUUCUUGGGCAACAAAAGCCGUUGCGGUCGGUUGUCCGUUGGCAGCUGUCUUGGGUGCCCCCUUAACUUCUGCUACCACCACAGCCCUUACUAUUCCCACCGCAACUUGCUACCACCACAGCCCCACUAUUUACCACCACAAACCAUACUAUUCCAAACUUACCACCACAGCCCUUACUAUUCCCACGGCAACUUCUGCUACCACCACAGCACAAACGGCAACUACUUAUUCCCACGGCAACUUGCUACCACCACAAACCAUACUAUUCCCACGGCAACUUCCACAGCCCUUACUAUUCCCACCGCAUUCCCACUUGCUACCACCACAGCUUACCAACCGCAACUUUGCUACCACCACAGCCCUUUACUAUUCCCACCGCAACUUUGCUAUUACUAUUCCCACGGCUACCACCACAGCCCUUACUAUUCUGCUACCACCAACACCACUAAACUUAUUCCCCACUAUUCCCACGGCAACCACCACAGUCUUACUUGUCUUUCACGGCAACUGCUACUAUUCACGCAACAGCCCUUACUAUUCCCACCGCAACUUGCUACCAAUUACAGACUAUUCCUUGCUACCACCACAGCCCUUAUUUAUCCCCACUGCAACUUCUGCUACCACCACAGCCCUUACUAUUCCCACCGCAACUUCUGCUACCACCACAGCCCUACCAACUUACAAUUACAGCCCUUUACUAUUCCCAAUCGCCGCAAGCCCCACUUAUUCCCACUGCAACUUCCAACACACCACAGCCAACUCUUUACUAUUCCCACCGCACCACCACACCCCCUUACCAUUCCCACGGCAACUACCACCACAACUCUUUAACCCAUCACGGCAACUUCUGCUACCACCACAGCCCUUAUUCCCACUGCAACUUACUAUUCCCACUGCUACCACCACAGCCCUUUACUAUUCUAUUCCAACCGCAACUUGCUACAACCAAUAA